AUGGGCUCCCGCUGGGCGUCGCAGGGCCUCCGGGCGCCGCUCGGCCUCCUCCGCCGCGGCCGCUCUGCGCUUCAGGCCCGGCCGGCCGGGGCGGGCCUCUUCCCGGCCCGCAUGAGCGGCGCAGGCCCCGGCGCGGCCGUCCCGGCCGGGCCUCUGGCGCGCUCCGAGGCCUUCGUGGGAGGCGGCUGGCGGAGGGCGGCGGCCGCUUUCCCCGUGCGGGACCCGGCCAGCGGCGCCGAGCUGGCCCGGGUGGCCGACUGCGGGGUGGCGGAGGCGCGGGCCGCCGUCAGGGCCGCCUACGAGGCCGGCGCCGCCUGGAGCGCCCUCCCCGCCAAGGAAAGAGGUGUUUUGCUUCGGAAAUGGUACAAUUUGAUGAUAGAGAAUAAAGAUGACCUUGCAAAAAUAAUUACAGCAGAGAAUGGGAAACCACUCAAAGAAGCUCAGGGUGAAAUUCUCUACUCUGCUUCCUUCUUGGAAUGGUUUGCUGAGGAAGCUCGGCGGACUUACGGUGACAUCAUUCCGUCUUCUGCAAAAGACCGAAGAAUUCUAGUUUUGAAGCAGCCAGUGGGAGUUGCUGCCAUCAUUACUCCUUGGAAUUUUCCAAGCGCUAUGAUUACACGGAAAGUGGGUGCAGCUCUGGCAGCCGGCUGUACAGUGGUAGUGAAACCAGCAGAAGAUACACCUUUAUCUGCUUUAGCACUUGCUGAGCUCGCAAAUCAGGCUGGAAUUCCCGCAGGAGUAUAUAAUGUAAUUCCAUGUUCCAGGCAACAGGCAGCAGCAGUAGGGGAAGUUCUGUGCACCGAUCCCUUGGUAGCCAAAAUCUCUUUUACCGGAUCAACAGCUACAGGAAAGAUAUUGUUGCGCCAUGCAGCCGGCACCGUGAAGAGGGUCUCCAUGGAACUUGGAGGACACGCUCCGUUCAUAGUGUUUGACAGCGCCGAUGUAGACAGAGCCGUUGCUGGAGCGCUAGCUUCUAAAUACAGAAACUCAGGCCAGACCUGCGUAUGUACAAAUCGCUUCUUGGUGCAAAAAGGGAUCCAUGAUGCAUUCGUGGAAAAGUUUGCACAAGCCAUUAAGAAAGAGCUGCGGGUUGGCAAUGGAUUUGACGAGGGGACAACCCAGGGACCCCUAAUUAACGAAAAAGCCGUGGAAAAGGUUGAGAGACACAUUGAUGAUGCGGUUUCCCAAGGAGCAUCCAUAGUUACAGGAGGAAAAAGACACAGUUAUGGAAAAAACUUUUUUGAGCCAACUCUACUCAGCAAUGUCACAGCAAGCAUGUUAUGUACACAAGAAGAGACUUUUGGUCCAUUGGCACCAGUUAUCAAGUUUAAUACAGAGGAAGAAGCUCUUGCUAUAGCAAAUUCACCGAAUGUGGGCUUAGCAGGUUAUUUCUACUCUCAGGACCCUGCUCAGAUUUGGAGAGUUGCAGAGCGAUUGGAGGUCGGAAUGGUUGGCGUUAAUGAAGGAAUUGUUUCUGCUGUCGAGUGCCCCUUUGGUGGCGUCAAACAAUCUGGACUUGGAAGAGAAGGAUCAAAAUAUGGUAUAGAUGAAUAUUUGGAAAUAAAGUAUGUUUGUUUUGGAGGUUUACAAUAGCCAUUAUAAAAAUGAAACCAAGGUACAGCUAGAAAAUGUUU
This is a messenger RNA of Euleptes europaea (tarantolino), 1634 nucleotides long. RefSeq names its product aldehyde dehydrogenase 5 family member A1 (gene ALDH5A1). The transcript has 10 exons. The record is from RefSeq and is a predicted model, not a curated record. The coding region runs from base 1 to 1593 and encodes 530 amino acids. Gene Ontology annotation, molecular function: succinate-semialdehyde dehydrogenase (NAD+) activity. Gene Ontology annotation, biological process: GABA catabolic process. Lineage: Eukaryota; Metazoa; Chordata; Lepidosauria; Squamata; Sphaerodactylidae.